AUGAACAUCACCUUCCCAAUAGUGAGCUACCGCGAGAAUGUUUCCAUGUUUACCGGCCAUCAGAUCGGCGGGGUUGAAUUUCUCUCAGAAGGAGGAACACUGGAACGAGCGAGAGCCUUUCAGCUAUAUUACCAUCUCCAACAUGAUGGAGGCAAAGCUCAAAAAUGGGAGCAGGCCUUCACUCGCAAAGUGUUAGAACUUUCCACAGACAACAUCACUGCGGUGCCUCUUACAUCCAGAACACUUGAAACAGACAUUAUGGACACGACCGUUGCCGUUGCUCGCCGAUUUUCACUGAUGUUCGCCCUUGUCAGUAUGGUGUGUUCUAUAUCAUUAAGCGCAGACUGGGUUCGAGCCAAAGUGUUGGUCGGAAUGGCCGGUCUGUUGGCCCUGGCACUAGCUUUCCUGUCGACAUUCGGGAUUCUGCUCUGGUCGCGGUUCAUGUUUAUCUCUCCAAUUGGUCUCAUUUCCUUUCCUAUGUUAGGACUUGAAGCGACAAACAGACUACACCUGGCCACAUCGUGGUGGCGGACAGACGAGACCGCGGCGGUACCAGAGCGCCUGGGGCGGACCCUCCGCGAGACCGGGGUGCCCAUGACCUGUACCGCGGUCAUACUAGCCGUCACCUACGGAGUCAGCAGUGUUACAGACUUUCCCGGCUUAAGAACCUUCUUUCUUUUCUCAUCUCUUGUUACUGUCUUCGUGCUUCUUUAUCAGUGCACUUUUCUUGUGGCAUUGUUUGGUUUGGAUGGACGAAGAGAAAAGUUAAACAGGCAUGCGUAUGCAGUGUGCAGGACAGUGUUGCCGAGGUCCGAAGCAAGUGACAAACCAUUGAUUUACAAAAUCUUCUGUGCUGGGGGACAUUCUUUGCAUGAUGCAGAACCAUGGCAAGCAGAUAAGAGAAGUCUUGCAGGACUUUUGCACAGAUGCAUUGAUACAUUUCUAGCUAUGUCUGUGGGGAAGGUUCUGGUCGGAAGUUGCUAUCUGAUAUACAUCGGUGUAGGUGUGUGGGGUUGUCUUAAUCUACAGAUAGAUUUUAAUCUACGCAGUGUUGUCGCAGACGACUGUGUCUCAGCUACCUUUUACAAUGCCGAAGAGCGGUUCUUUGGUAAGUUCGGCCCACCCGUGUCUGUUGUCGUUGUGAAUGGAAAUGACUAUUGGCGUGAGGAGUCUUUGAAUGGCUUACUCGAGCUAAAGGCCGACAUGGAACACAGCAGGUACAUGUAUAAUAUCAACGAGACAGACGAAGGGCGGUUUUGGUUGUCGGAGUUUCUCAGCUUUGUCCGUUCAGCCGGUGUCCCAGCUGACAAUCAAGACAACUUUAUGACCGUCUUGAAGUUUGAGUUUUUGCCUUAUAAGUUGCAUUGCUCAUACACCCCGGACGUCGUGCUGGACAAUACCACAAUAUUGUGCUCCCGUUUCGUCCUUCAGACAAAGGGCACUUAUAAAUUCCGAGAUAUCGUUAAAGCUGUUCAUGAGUUUCAGGAAACCAUACAGAAAUACAAUGUGGACGCUCUGGUGUUCCAUCCGUCACUUUUCUUCGCCGACAUGUUGACACAGAUAUUGUCAGAAGCGAUUAGAUUCUCCGUAGUACUGGGAGGGAGCUUACUUGGAUUUGUCUUUCUCCUUACUCUUAAUCCAAUAUUGGCCUUGUUUUCGGCCAUGUCCUGUGCCUCCAUAAGUAUUGGUAUCGUUGGUUUUUCUGUACUCUGGGGAAUUACACUUGACAUCAACAGUUUCAUGUCAUUUGCCCUAGCAGCUUCAUUCUCGGUUGAGUACUCCCUGCGAUUGUUGCUACUGUUUGUUAGUGUUCCUACCGCUGGCACGAAGCAGACAGCUAUGUCCUCCAUAGUAGGGCCUGUGUCACUGCAACACUUCGUAGCGACGUUAUGUGCGGUCGCCGUUCUCUCUACAUCUGACACUGCACUGUUUCGAAAUUAUUUCAAAAUUCUAUUCUUCACGAUUCUAUGUGGUUCCGUGCAUGCUCUCUUUUUUCUUCCGGUAUGUCUGUCUUCAAUAUGCAAUAAUCUGCACUGUACAUGGGCUCCGAGAAAUGAAUCAUCUUAUGAAGUCAAUGGCACUGUAAGGAGACAAAAUUCAAGACCUAGUCUUCACUAGUCCAUAGAUUAUGUAAUUGUUCUCAUUUUUAAUCGCAAUGUAUCCGUGCCGUAAGGCACAAAAUACACACGUCUCACAGAUUUACCCUCCGUAAUCAAAUUCUUCUCGAUCACUUUGAUGUUAAUAACCGCUCGUCUGUAUGGCCUAAAUGCUUCUAACGCUCAAGCUAGACCAUGUACUGUUAUCAGCAAAAAUGUGGUGCUAUUUUGAUAGAUCAUGAUAUUUCAGCACCUUAGAUUUGUAAAUGUAUGAAUUUGUGUAGAUCUCAUUAGUUGUUUAAACCAUUAUGACACUUCAUUCGCGACAUGUUAUAUGUGAUGCUUAUGUCCGAACCUGAAGAGGUAAACGGAAAUGUCACGAAUCACCUCCUGUUGUUUGGUUACUGCACCUAACUCCAUAUGUAUGUAUUGAUGCAUGAAAAUAAAGCU
Molecule: messenger RNA, 2546 nt
Organism: Branchiostoma floridae (Florida lancelet)
Lineage: Eukaryota; Metazoa; Chordata; Leptocardii; Amphioxiformes; Branchiostomatidae
Product: patched domain-containing protein 3-like
Exons: 2
Coding region: 1-2118 (705 amino acids)
Cellular component (GO): membrane
Source: RefSeq, a predicted model, not a curated record